Messenger RNA from Thecamonas trahens ATCC 50062, 1006 nucleotides. Its product is annotated as nudix hydrolase 21. Gene Ontology annotation, cellular component: nucleus; cytoplasm. Lineage: Eukaryota; Apusomonadida; Apusomonadidae. The transcript has a single exon. The coding region runs from base 43 to 600 and encodes 185 amino acids. The record is from RefSeq and is a predicted model, not a curated record. Gene Ontology annotation, molecular function: hydrolase activity.
CACUGCGCAACGCAAGUAUACUCAAGUAGAAAGUACGCAAGCAUGUCUCUGCGCAAGGCCAAGUCUGGGUGUGUGCCGAUCAAGGUGACCAAGAAGGGCAAUGUCAAGGUCAUGCUGGUCUCAUCGAGCAAGUCGGGCAAGAACUGGGUCCUGCCCAAGGGCACGGUGGAGGCGGGAGAGACAGCGGAGGAGGCUGCGGUUCGGGAGACCCGCGAGGAGGCUGGCGUCGAGGGCGAGAUCAUCGACUCGUUGGGAUCAGUCUACUUUGCGAAGAAGGAUGCCGAGAUCGAGUUCUUUGUCCUCCUCACCACCAACCAGCUGAAGAAGAAGAAGUGGGAGGAGCGCAAGGCUCGCGAGCGGACGUGGAACUCGCUGGAGGAGACCCAAUCCAUGGUGACCGACGGCAACGCAAAGGACUACGUCGUUGAGGUCGUUCGCCGUCUUGGCAUCUGGCUCCGCGACAACGCCGCCUCACUUCCGGAAGGUCCCUCCAUCGCCGGGAAGAAGGCUAAAGCCGGCGCUAGCGCGGUACCUGCCGACGAUCCGGACUGGGGUGACGACAACGAUGAUGCUGAUGCCGCCGCGCCGUCGACCGCUUGAUUGGGCCGCCGGCCGUUGCCUCCCGGGCCCGGGCUUCUCUGCUCUCGCCACAGCAGCUGGCGAUGGCGGGCUGGAUUCGGGCUGCUUUACAUUAUGCUGCAACCGGCAGACUUUGUGUCGAGCACGCCGAUCUGGAACCGCUUCCACAUGGCCUUGCCCUUGGACAGGUGGAAUUCAAAGUCCCUUGUUGCGUCGCCGCCCGCCCGGCCCAAGAUACACUGAGGGCCUGCGGGGUGGUCGUCGAGAAAGUGCGUCACGUCGUAGACAUUGCCAUUGGCCGAGAGCCAGCACGACGUUGCCGUCGAGUUGAGCGCAACCUCGGCGGCAGUAAAGACCGGCCACGAGCCACGGGUUGGCCGUGGCGAGCCGUCGGCAUUGGUCUUGAGCGAGACGCGUGGGAGCGGCG